This is a messenger RNA of Cinara cedri, 3360 nucleotides long. The record is from the annotation of a GenBank genome assembly. Lineage: Eukaryota; Metazoa; Arthropoda; Insecta; Hemiptera; Aphididae.
AUGCCAAAUUGUCAACUGCAGAACCAGUUUUGUACGGUUAGUUUUAUUAUUAGAGUGAAUUGGUUAGUUAUCAAACUUAAAGGUAACAUAGUAUACAUGUAUUAAAAUGUAUAAUAAGACUGAAAACCAACUAGAGGCUCUAUUAAAUAGUUUUAUACAUUUCAUCAGUGCUGCAAACUUAGGUGAAAUUGUUAUUAACUUAUUUUAGUAGACGAUUACUAAUUACAUAAUCUAAGUUUAUAAUAUAUUUUAUUAAACGUAUUAACAACAACUCGUAAGCCCAUUUAUUAAGUUGUAUAUAUCAAUAAUUUUAAAACCCAAGAUAUAGUGAAGUAUAGUAUUAUUAAAUAGAACAAAUGAAGAUAGGAAAAACUCAUAAUCUUACUUUGGAUAAAAAUAAACUUAGACAGAAGGUACUGUCUCUCGGAAUCAGGUACAGAUAUUAUUGUCAUACUACUCUGAAUUUUAAAACCUAGUUUGGUCGAUCUGUUCAAAAAUAAUAUCUACAAUCUACAUAUCAAUGUAAAAACUAAAAAUAAAAAUAUUUAGUAAUUUUUGAGUAAUUUUUCAUUUCUGAAAUUAUAAAUCCACUUUUAUAGUUUGGUAGUUAGAAAUAUUAGUUUAUAUACUUCACACACUGAUGAAUAAUUGGAAAGGAAAAAAAUUCUGAUAAUAUUAUAAGUCGAAUUUUUCUUCACCGGGGAUCAAAGGUAAACUAGAAAUCGGUAAACAUCAAAAAACUGAAAAAAAACCUAGGGAAGGAUCUAUUAAAGGUUUCGAAAAUUAUUUCGGAUAAAGAACUUUCGGACAAAAUUCUGAAUUUUUGAUGUACCUUUGGAAUAAAACACCUGAACAAUUUCACAAACUACAAAAAGGAUGUUCUGAUAGAAAAAAAAAAAACCAUGUGUUUGUAAAACAAAGAUAACACUUGCUACAUUCGAAAUCUAACAAAAAAUGCCUACAUUACUCAUAUUGAGUUUUCUUAUAAUAAUUAUACUUAAAAUUUAUAUACUAAAUAUACUAAAUAAAAAAAAUAAUAUAAUGUAUAGCAUUUAAAAAUAUCAUUUGACCUGUAAUAAAAAGUUAAAAAUUUGAGGUCAGGAUCAAAUCAAUUUUGUACACCCUUGUAGUUUCCGUACCACUGUAUAUCUACAUUCUACAGUGAUAGUUAAAUACUAGCACACAAAUGUAAACAAAAAAAGUUCACGGUAAAUUUGAACUUUAUAUCAAUAAAGAAAAAAAAUUCCAUACUUUAAUAUUAGCUUAAACGAAAAUUAGUCUUAAAACGCAACUCAAUGUCUUAAUUGAAAGUCUCUCAUAAGAUGUACAACAAAACAGAUAAAUAAUUAGUUGAGACAUUUGACGGAAUUUAAGUUAAGUAUUUGUAUAGUUUUGUUUUUGCAAAAACAUACUGUGCAAUAUAAGAUUUAAACUGAAAAGGAAUAAUAAUAACAAUUUACCAUUUUCGUAUAACCAUAUUUCUAUAUCCUGCUGCCUCCAAAUUUUCAGAAUGAAAUAUUUGUUUUAUAAUUGUUAUGAAUUAAAAAUAUUAACAACGUUAAUGAAAUUAUUUUAAUAUAAGUGAUAUGAUUUGAUUAUUUAAAACGAAUUGUUUUUUUAUAUUUAUUAUACAAAAACUUGUUUUUACUCUGGAGCAGUAACUUACUGUAAAACUAAAUAAUUGUAUGCUAUUGUAAUUAUUGUAGUAUUAUUAUUACAUUCAAAUAAUUCAUAUUAUUAUUAUUUGUAUUAUAUGAAAGUUAAAUAAGGUUUCGAUGAAAAAUUUUGAUUAAAGUAUACAAGUAACCUUAAAUUAGAAAAAAAAGUCGAAUCGAGACGACAAAGAAACGGCGACGGCGUGGGAUUAAUUUCAUCGUCCUCAGCCGUAUUACUGUUCCUUUUUAUUCGUAACAACAACGCUAUUAUAUAAAUAAUACAAUAAUACUAUGCUGCAAUCUUAUUUGCAAAUUUUAAUGAAAACGGAGUUACCAGAGAAUUUUUUAGUAAAAAAUGUAAUGUUCGAUAAAAAAAAUCUUUUAUGUAUUUAUUUUUUCGUAUUAAACCAUUAAUUUAUCUUCAUAAAAUCAUUGUAGUAACUAAAGAAAAAAAAAUUUUAGUGUUUAUACCAAAGUGAUUUUAUUUUUAUUUAUUUUUACACAUUCAAUGAUUCAAAUUAAAUGUUUAACUUUUUUCUCAAAAAGACAUUGGAUUGACCCAUUAAAUUUAACAUAUCAUAUUAUGAGACUGUUAUAUUUUAAAGAUACCAAUAUCAAAAUUUUAUUUAAAUAUAAAUAUUACUUUUUCGAUGCAGAUAUUUGGGGGUUGCUUGAUAUGGUAAACUUACCUGAAAGAAAAAGAAAAUUAAAAAUUAAUACAUUUAUAAAUGUAUUUCCUAAUAAUUAAUUACCCAUGACAAUAUAUUAACUAAAUCAGUUAUAAAUUAUUUUAAUUACUAACUUUAAAUAAAAUUAAACAUUUAUAAUAAGCCUUAAAAUACAGUAAGUUAUACCUUAAUCCUUAAGUAUCAUACCCAACAGUAAUGUAAGAUUGUAGUAAUAAGUAAAACGAAUCUUGGUUACAAUAUUUUAUCCUCCAGAAGAGUAGUCUGGCAUUAUAAACAAAAAAUAGUUGGACUUAAUCACAUAAUAUUAUUUUACAUGUUCCAGGAGUUAAAGGUGCAGCUAAAAAUAUGAAAUUUGAGUUAGAAAUAUGGCAAUUGUUUUUUCCUGAUACUUUGUUGAGAUAGUUACGAAUAUAAAUUUAUUUAUUCAAAAUUCCACAACAAAAUACCAAUCUAAUCCAACAUUUAUUAAACCUAUUGACAUUGAUGAAAUAAAAUCUUUAAUUGAUUUAUUUUAUUUAGCUGGUGUUUAUAAAUCAGGGCGAACAAAUGUGGAUGAAUUUUGGCAAAGGCAAAGAGAUAGUACUGGGUUAGAUAUAUUUUGGAUAACAAUGUCAUUACAGAGAUUUAGAUUUCUUGUUCAGUCUAUUCGAUUUGAUGAUAAAGGAACCAGAAAUGACAGGAUAAAGUUUGAUAAACUAGCACCAAUUCGCUUUAUAUUUGAUUCAUUUAUUUUAAACUGUAAAACUCAUUAUUUGUUAGGUGAAUAUGUCUCUUUAGAUGAAAAGCUAAUUGCUUUUAGAGGUCGUUGUAGUUUUAGUAUGUAUAUACCAUCAAAACCAGCAAAGUAUGGAAUUAAAGUUUUCAAUUUAUGUGAUGCAAGGGCUGCAUACACUUAUAAUUUAGAAGUUUAUCUUGGUGAACAACCUGAUGGACCAUAUAAAUUCAGCAAUAAGCCUGAAGACGUUGUUAAACGUUUAUGUGGUUUGGUAGUUACAAUUUGGCAAUUUCAAUGUUAA